Halteromyces radiatus is the source of this 690-nucleotide messenger RNA. RefSeq names its product ribosome recycling factor domain-containing protein. Gene Ontology annotation, cellular component: mitochondrion. The record is from RefSeq and is a predicted model, not a curated record. The coding region runs from base 1 to 690 and encodes 229 amino acids. Gene Ontology annotation, molecular function: ribosomal large subunit binding. Gene Ontology annotation, biological process: translation. The transcript is spliced from 5 exons. Lineage: Eukaryota; Fungi; Mucoromycota; Mucoromycetes; Mucorales; Cunninghamellaceae.
AUGAAUCCUUCUUUAUAUGUAACAACAGCAGUAGUCACUCAACCCUCUGAAUGGAUACAAGUACGUGCUUAUGCCAAAAAGACUAACAAUAAGAAAAAGAACGUAGCCUCUUCUACAGGCAAUGAUACGACUGAACCUUCUGCCAUGUUAUUUGAUGAAAAGGCAAUCGAAGUCAAGUUCAACCAUGUGAUUCAUACGUUGCAGGAACAAUUCAAUACUCUUCGUGUAGGUCGAGCUAAUCCAGCCUUGUUAGAUACAGUUCGAGUAAAUAUUGAAGACACCAAUUUCCCUCUACGUGACUUGGCACAAGUAACCAUCCGGGACCCACAGACUCUAUUGGUGUCUGUUCAUGAUACUGAGUAUCAAACAGCAGUCGACAAAAGUAUCCGAGAAGCAGGUUUGAACUUAAAUCCCGUGAUCGAUAGUAAAUUCAUUCGAGUUCCUAUUCCAAAGCCUACUAAGGAAUCAAGAGAAAAGAUGGCCAAAGUGGCAAGUCAAACAGCCGAACAGAUCAAGUCACGAGUGCGUCUUGUACGUCAGGAUGGCAUGAAACAAUUAAAAACAGAUGCCAAAACUCAAUCCAAGGAUGAUAUCAAAAAGAUGGAAAAAUUGGUACAAACCCUGACGGAUAAAUACAACAAGCAAGUGGAUGAUAUGUUGAAAUCAAAGUUAAAAGAAAUCCAAUCUUAA